This is a messenger RNA of Hippoglossus stenolepis (Pacific halibut), 1291 nucleotides long. RefSeq names its product jumonji domain containing 8 (gene jmjd8). The coding region runs from base 75 to 887 and encodes 270 amino acids. Lineage: Eukaryota; Metazoa; Chordata; Actinopteri; Pleuronectiformes; Pleuronectidae. The transcript has 9 exons. The record is from RefSeq and is a predicted model, not a curated record. Gene Ontology annotation, cellular component: cytoplasm.
UGGGCGGGCAGCUGGUGCUCGGUCAUUAUUGGAGAUCUCAUCGGCUCGUGCGUGUUGUUGUGAUCGAUUUCUGAAUGGAAAUCAAUCGAUCGAUCAAUCAGGCCGCGUGCGUGCUGCUGAGCGUGUGUGUGGCUCUGACGUCACAGGAGCGGCCAGAUGACGCGGGAGGCUGGAGGUUGGAUUCAGACGUCCGGCUCCAGGAUGAAGGUCCCUGUAACAUCGACGUGUUGGACGGCUCCUCGCUCUCUUAUCAACAGUUCAUUGAAAGAUACGCCUUCAGUCGCCCAGUCGUCCUCCGAGCUCUGACUGAUAACACGAAAUUCAAGCUGCUCUGCUCCAAGUCGACUUUACUCCGAGAUUACGGCUCCCGGAAAGUGCGGCUCAGUACAGCGAACACUUAUUCUUACAGGAAAGUGGAUGUCACUUUCCAGGAGUAUGUGGACAAGUUCCUGAGGCCUCAGUCCACCCACGCUCUCGGCAGCGACACCAUGUAUUUCUUUGGAGACAACAACUUCACCGAGUGGCAGAGUCUGUUCGAGCACUACGCGUCUCCACCGUACGUCCUGCCGCGCACCAGCGGAGCGUACAGCUUCGGGAUCGCAGGCCCUGGAACAGGAGUUCCUUUUCACUGGCACGGCCCCGGUUACUCUGAGGUCAUCUACGGAAGAAAGCGUUGGUUCCUCUACCCGCCUGACAAGGAGCCUCACUUCCACCCCAACCACACCACCCUGUCCUGGGUGAGGGACACCUACCCCCACCUGCCCGAGGACGAGGCUCCACUGGAGUGCACCAUCAGGCCGGGAGAGGUGCUGUAUUUCCCUGACCGCUGGUGGCACGCCACUCUCAACCUGGACACCAGCGUGUUCAUCUCCACUUUCCUCGGCUGAGCGUCUCUUCAGCUCUUCACUAUUUUAUUCCUUCAGGAAAAGAAACAGAUUCAACAACACGAGGACGAAUCUGACAAACUGUUUUUCUUCUGGUUUUAUUUUGGUCUGGACGAUGAAGACGUUUCAUUUCAGGGACUAAAGACGAACAACAGAAACAUUCCAGCCACGUUUCCUCAUGAUGAAGAUUAUAAUAAUAAUAAUAAUGUGUAUUUCAUGACCAAAGCAACAGAAGCAGAUUGUGUCUCCUUUAAAAAAUACUUAUCACUCAACAAGUACAAAACAAAACAAAUACUAGAACACAAUUAAUAUUUGUACAACUCAGCAUCAGUGUAUAAAAUAAAAAGUGGUCCUUUUACAGAGUGGAGCCUGUUUGUCGCUGAUGAAAUAAAAGAUCCUGAACUAAA